AUCAUCGGUUCAUAGUCGAUCUGUUGCGUCGAAUUUCGACAGGGGCAUUAAAUUUCGACAAUGGUCAGCUGUGAAUGAAGAACCGCAUUUGACUUUGACAUUUUACAGUCAAUUUAGACAAUGGUUGUUUUGCUUUUUUAUAUGUAGAUUUACCUUAAAUUUAUGAUAAAGUUGCCUCAUCAUGUGAAAGCUAUGACGCAUUUUCAUGGAUAUGUAAGUGCCUCCCCCCCCCCUCAGCCAGUGGGCUCUGCCGCCGCCGACUUUGGGGCUGACUGGUGGACGCUAUUGAGCUGUUGCCGUCCGCCGUCGCGCUGCUGUCGUGGUCCGGGCCGUGGGCCGCCCGCGGCGGUGCUCGUUGUCGGCCGCUGAUUGGCUGCCCCGGGGCGGCCCCGACCCGGCGUUGGGUCGGGCGUCGCGUAUGCGCUUAAGGCUGAUGUGUAGUCUAAUGAAGGGCGGCGGCCACGCGGCGGCUGUUAUGCCACGUCGUCAGAACGGGUCGGUGUGCGCCGAUGACCGGCGUAGAAUCGUUGACGCAUUUAAGGACGGAAGAGACUAUGUUGCAGUCGCUCAGGAACUUGGAGUUCGGCGCACAACCGCCUGGUCAGUUGUCGCCAAAUGGCAAAGAACAGGAGAAACAGCAGCGAGGCCAAGAGGUGGCAGCCGACACGUCAAGGUCGACGAUGAAAUGCGGGAUCUUCUGCUGAUGAUCAUCGAAUCAGACCCGACUGUCACCCUGCAGCGCCUCAACAACUUUCUGCGAGAGACCUGGCCGGAGAAGCCACAGGUCUCAAACGCCACCGUGAGCCGCGCUCUCCACAACUGCCUGAUUACGGUGAAGCAGACGAGACCUGUCCCGGCCGACAGGAACAGCCCAACGACGAAGGAAAAAAGACACGAGUACGCAUCCUGGAUGAUCAACGCAGGAAUGGCCGCACAUCGGGUCUACGUCGAUGAGACGGGACUUAACCUCCACAUCAGCCGCUCCCGUGGACGGGCUGCGGUCGGUGAGCGCGCCGCCCGGGUGGUGUGCGGUCAGCGCGGCCGCAACAUGACCGUCAUCAUGGCCAUCAGCGACCAGGUCGGCGUCCUGUAUUACGAGGUGGUGUGGGGCGGCGUCACGGCAGAGAUCUUCGGCGACUUCCUCACCAGCCUGGGUGUGGUCCUGGGGGACGAGCCGGCCACAGUUGUUAUGGACAACGCGCCGGCGCACCGCAGAGCCCAGCUGGCCGACCCCGAGCUGCACACGGUCCGCAUGCUGGCACCGUACUCGCCGUUUCUCAAUCCGAUCGAGAACAUGUUCUCCGUCUUCAAGGCGGAUCUCAAGCAGCGACUGAGCCAUGUCCAAGAGCGCCUGGACGAUCGGGCGGCGGCGCUGACGGCCGGGUACCGCAGCAUCGUCACCUGGCGCAGCUCUAUCCUGGAGGACCUGGCGCACCAGGCCGUGCCGGCCAUCACCCGGGAGAAGGUGUGCGCCGCCUACCGCCACGCCAACUCCUUUCUGGGCGCCUGCCUGGGACGGGAAGAUAUCCUGGCGGAUGAGUGAGGGAAUCCCGCACAACGGACGUCCCCGCUGAACGUCACGUGUUGUCCCUGUCACGCGGAGUCGAUACUAGUGCUUAUCUGCGCACCAUUCUUUAUCUUCCAGGAGCAGCUUUUUGUUAGAUGUACGUACAUUGUGUAUCGUACAGCUCAGGUGAUUUUUGUGCGGUCAUUGUACAAUGUAUGAUGGGUGUUUUGUGAACA
Molecule: messenger RNA, 1743 nt
Organism: Amphibalanus amphitrite
Lineage: Eukaryota; Metazoa; Arthropoda; Thecostraca; Balanomorpha; Balanidae
Exons: 2
Coding region: 419-1543 (374 amino acids)
Molecular function (GO): nucleic acid binding
Source: RefSeq, a predicted model, not a curated record